AUGAUUUAUGACAAGAGCAAUAAAACAUGUUGGUGGCGCCAACAGAUUUGGUUUCAGUCCAUUAAAUACCUUUUUUCUGUCUUUCUUUCCGUUUUGGCAGACAACUAUGGCGGAUACGAGAACCAGCUUUUCAAAGAGGAGGAUUUCACUGGAGAGGAGGACAUGCCUUCAUUUAGAGGUCGAAGCAGAGGUGGCUGUAUGAGGUGCCAGCAGAGCCACUCUCUCCAGCUGGCUGUCAAAGUCCUCUAUGGAUUUGUUGCAUUCCUCAUCAUUACUGUGGCAGUGCUGGCGACGCUUGUGUUCAGGAAGGUUGGCAACCUGUCUGAAGAGGAGUCCGUCUACCACACAAAGAUCACCAGGAUUCAACAAGGAAUACAGGAUCUGAGCUCCACCUCGAACUGUUCAGGCUGUCUGGAUGUGACUCUGUACAGCGAAGAGAUCAGCAGGCUGAAGAGGGAGUUUGAAGACAUCCAGAAAAUGAUUCUGGGACAGGAGCAGAUCCUGGACCAGGCCUCCCAGACCCAGGCCACCCUCAAGACCACCAGCAGCCGGCUGACACGCGACACGCAAAACCACCUCAUGUCAAUCAAACUUCUAAACCAAUCGCUGGAAAGAUACUUGGAUCGGGUCGAAGGCUGGAAGGACGUGAUCGAGGAAACAGAAGAGAAAAUGAAGACGCUGACGGAGGAUCAGUACGACAUCAAAGCUACGGCACAGCAGGUUAACACGACAGUGGCACUCAGUACAAUGUGGAUAGAUGCCCUGCAGAGAAAAGCGGAAGAGGAGACUCUGGUCCUCGAGAAGUUGACCACCGACUGGCAGAACUACAGCCGAGUUCUGAGCUCCAUCAAAUCCAACACCAGCAGCACCACACAAACGAUGCGCUUGCUCCAAAACAACAUCGUACUAGAGCACCAGAGAAUCGACAUGUCCACUGAGGUGUACUACGACCUUACCCAGCAGGUGAUGAACCUGCAGAUGCAACUCGACAAUGUGACGUCUUUCAUGGAUGAACACGAGGAGAACAUGCAUGACCUUCAAUACCAUUCCAGGUACUAUGAGAACCGGACAGGUGAGCGUUUCUCUGCUUUGGAUAGUCGUCUGAACUCCAUCUCCAUGGAGAUCGAUACAAUCUCCUCCAGCAUCAACGCCACCGUCAGCCACGUCCAGAGCAUGUACAAGUACAUCAACAUCGAGAGCUCGUCCUGCCAGGGUCGCAUGGGCAGACACACUGAAGAUCUACAGAACCUCAACAACACAGUCUUGUUACUCCUCCACUUGGCUGACACACUGAGACAGCAAAACAUGUUGUUGAAUGUCCAACUGGAUGUGGACAUCAGGAACCUGUCCAUGGUGAUGGAGGAGAUGAAGCUUGUGGAUGUUCACCAUAUCCAGCUCAUAAAGAACUUCACUAUACUAAAAGGUGCUCCUGGACCACCAGGGUCCAAAGGGAACCGUGGCGAGACUGGCUCAAAAGGACCUGUUGGACUGACUGGGAGCAAGGGUGACCGAGGCCCUAUAGGAGGCCGUGGAACCUCUGGAGAGAAGGGUUUGCUUGGGCCCAAAGGAGGACCAGGUGAAUCAGGACCCAGUGGCAAUAGAGGGGCAGUGGGAAUCAAAGGUGUUAAAGGGUCUCUUGGCCCGCCAGGACCACGUGGUGAGAGGGGCCAGAAAGGUGACUUUGGCCUCCGCGGUGCAGAAGGCACUUCAGGACCUGCAGGGCCUCCAGGGAUCCAGGGUCAGGGAGGACUACCGGGCCUCACUGGGCCACCAGGAGCAAGGGGAAAACCAGGGCCAACAGGGCCACAUGGACCACCAGGAACCCCUGGACCUCCGGGCUUGUCUUACCCCCAUGCACAAAUCAACACCCAGCAGCGGACCGUGACACCUGCUACUGUGUCCAAGAGACAGUAG
Cyclopterus lumpus (lumpfish) is the source of this 1914-nucleotide messenger RNA. It is a transcript of the gene scara3, whose product is annotated as scavenger receptor class A, member 3. Lineage: Eukaryota; Metazoa; Chordata; Actinopteri; Perciformes; Cyclopteridae. The transcript has 11 exons. Bases 1 to 1914 code for a protein of 637 amino acids. The record is from RefSeq and is a predicted model, not a curated record.